Molecule: messenger RNA, 1669 nt
Organism: Doryrhamphus excisus (bluestripe pipefish)
Lineage: Eukaryota; Metazoa; Chordata; Actinopteri; Syngnathiformes; Syngnathidae
Gene: slc25a47a
Product: solute carrier family 25 member 47a
Biological process (GO): transport
Cellular component (GO): mitochondrion
Molecular function (GO): transmembrane transporter activity
Source: RefSeq, a predicted model, not a curated record
UGGGCUGGUGUGGGCACAGCAGCAACACAUAAAACUAAAGAGACAGUGGUUGCCUUGGAGGCAGUGGCAGCCUGGGGUGACGUCACAGAAAGAGACCGACAAGGAGGCGGGGUUUAUUGGCCCGCGUUGGAUUUCUCAGCAAUCAGAAGAGAGGAAUGACGCCGACACCCUUGCCGUGUUCACUCAGCAGGCAUGUGAUUGGCUACAGAGUGAAAAGGGCUCCAAGUAUUUGAAUGAGGUCAGGGGCCUGCGGCGUGGCGGUGGGAUACCCUCUGGACACUGUUAAGGUGCGGAUCCAAACCCAAAGACAAUUCACCGGAAUAUGGCAGUGUGCAGUGGCCACAUUUUCCAAAGAAGGGGUGCACGGCUUCUUCAAAGGCAUGCUGCUACCCGUCACCACCAUCUCCAUGACGUCGUCCGUGGUGUUCGGCACCUACAGGAACUGCCUGCAGUGCCUGAAGCAGGCCAGGGGAGAUGCUCAUGGCCCCAACACCAAGCUGGAAGUCUUCCUCUCUGGCCUGGCAGGCGGAAUAAUGCAGACAUCAGUGAUGUCUCCAGGCGACAUGGUCAAAGUGCGUCUUCAGUGUCAGACAGAGUCCAUGAGGCGAGGAGGCGUCAAACCCAAGUACCGUGGUCCAAUCCACUGCCUGCUGAGCAUCGUCAAAGAGGAGGGCGUCCGGGGGCUCUACAGGGGCGCCGGGGCUCUCAUGCUGAGGGACGGGCCGUCCUUCGCCACCUACUUUUUGACCUACAGCAGCAUUUGUGAUUGGCUGACAGAGAGCGGCAGCGGCAGCAAAAAGCCAGCCUGGAGCGUGGUGAUGCUGGCCGGAGGCAUGGCGGGAAUGGCGGGGUGGACCGUCGGCACGCCCAUGGAUGUCAUCAAGGCCCGCCUGCAGAUGGACGGCGCCCGGGAGAGGAAGCGCUAUCGAGGUUUCUUCCACUGCAUCGCGGAGACGGCGCGCACCGAGGGCCCCGCUGUCUUCUUCCGGAGCCUGGGCAUCAACUGCCUGCGUGCCUUCCCUGUCAACAUGGUGGUGUUUGUCAUGUACGAGCUGCUCAGCGGCCUCCUGAGAGCUGCGCCCGACAGCGUGGACACCCCUCGAGUCGGCCUGGAAUAACAGUUUACCGCCUUUUCAAUCCGCACAUGUUUCAGUAUUGUCUACAGGCAAUGUCUCAAGCAACACAUGGUCAAGUACCGGCAAAAAUGCUAAGUCAUCAUGCUAACUUCACACCUGUCCUUUUAUGAUGUAUAGCGAAGCCUGUGGAAGGAGGUUUUCCCUUCAUGAAAAGCCAUAAGUUAAUACUUACUUACAUACAUACUUAUUUUGACACUUUAAUGUUAAAAUGUCAGGGCUGAUACAUACUCCUCCAUGUUUUAGCUUCCAUUGUAGCAUUUACAAGCUCAGAAACAAAAGCACUUGUACUGUACAUGAAGCAAUAGCUACAUAUGGCCGCCAGAGGGCGUCCGUCCACCAGCCAAUUGUUGCUGGAACAAGUUGAACAAGCUGCACGACGCACAACUAGCAACUAUUAUGCAGGUUUCAUCUUUUUAAAACCAUUACAUAAAAACAUGUAGCCUCAUCGUUGUAGUCGAAAUGUGGGAUAUAGUAAUGUUAAAUAUAUUUAGCAUUUAUGACAAUAAUGAAAUGUGCCUUUAAUGAUAAUAAAG